Lymnaea stagnalis (great pond snail) is the source of this 8335-nucleotide messenger RNA. NCBI's taxonomy places the organism in Eukaryota, Metazoa, Mollusca, Gastropoda, Lymnaeidae. The record is from the annotation of a GenBank genome assembly.
CAAGUCCAUCUGCUGCAUUCCUUACUUUAUCAUCGUCCUUUUGAUGCUGGUCUGCAUUCUGGUCGGCAUUGCCCUGGCCGUUGGGUACGGUAUAGAAGGUAGUGUUGCCAUGAACGCCGUCCUCAUAACCCUUGCCAGUGUCGUGGGCCUUUCCAUUGUGGCCAAUAUGUACACGUGGGGUCAGGCCUUCAUGGCCCUUGUGCUCUCACAGAAGAAGCGAGUGGUCAGGGCGGCAGACCAUAUGGAGGAUUUGAAAAUGGAUGGAUUCAUGCAACAUCUGAAAAGAGAAGUGAGUACAGAGAUCUGGUGAAAUUGUAAGAGUGAAAGAUUGAAUCAUUGAUCACGUGUUAAUGUAACAUCUAUGGUAAUGGAGAGGAGAUUAAUAUUGAAUUCAGUUGUUUAUAUAUGUGAAACCCCCUCCCCCCCCUCUUCCUGGCAUAAAUCAUACAAGUUAAACCUGAAAUAUUUUAUUUAAAUUUGAUUUCAAAAGAUUGAAGGAUAAUUUUAUUUUAAACCAUACUAUGUGUUUCUAGGUGGACUUGAUGAGUAAAAUGGUCAACUGUAUGGACAGCUUUACCGAUGACCAGACCAGACUCGUUGUUAUAGUGGAUGGACUGGAUAGCUGUGAGCAGGAUAAGGUAACCACAUGUUUACUACCCAAUGUCUCUCGCCUUGAUUGAAUAAAGUCUUAUCAAAGGAUGGACAACUCUCAAGGUGUCUGUCUUAUCUACCAUCAUCCUGUAGUGGUGAACUCCAGGAGUUGUCUACUCUUGUACACUCUGGCUCCAGUUUGAGCCCCUCUUUAAAUAUAUUGACUAUUAUGCACUGGGAUUCAUCACUGGCCAAAUCUAAAUAAGACAAAGUUGAUGGCGCUCACCUGGUCUUUUGGGUCGUGUUAAGUGGUGUUAUUAUUGAUUUUUUACUUUUAUUAUGUUUGGUAACCUAAGGUUCUCCAAGUUUUGGACACGGUCAAGUCCUUGUUCUCUGACGACAACUCUCCUUUCAUCACGAUACUGGCUGUUGAUCCUCACAUCAUUAUAAAGGGUAAGGCUCAGGGUUAGUUUAUUUCAUGUACAAAUACUUGGUAUAAUGAUACUGCACAUUGGUAUAACUCAACUGAAGCUUGGCAUAGGGUAAGGAAAGUAUCCAUUUAAUUAUGUACAUGUGGACGUGGAUCCCACUCAGCGUUGAUCCUAAGGAAAUAAUGUAUGUAUCCCUCCCACCACACAGAUCGUAAGAACAUAUGUGUCUGUAUCACAACCAUCGUUCUGAUCCUAAUAACAUGGGGGUUAGCAAUCAAAACUACCCUCCCUGACCUUCAGUAAAUAGAAUUUUGUAUUUCCAGAAAUGAAAAAUGUAAACUAACUGUAACCUAGUCUAUGAUGAAAUUCUUUGAUGUCUCUAUGAAACCAGGCAUUGAGCAGAACCUGCGCACAUCCUUCCAAGACACCAACGUCAACGGUUUUGAUUACCUGAGAAAUGUGGUGCAUCUGCCCUUCUAUUUACAAUCACAAGGCAUGCGGAUACAGUCUGGUGAACCCACAUCUAAUCUGAUGGACACAAGUGAAACUUCACCAUCCAAAACCAUGAGAGUGAGUACUCAUCAGAUGUAUCUCAAGGAUAGUUCAAGAUAUAAAUAUUACUCAUGUAUAUUAGUUAACUGGGUUAAAUCAUUUUGGGACAUAGAUGCCUCAGACAUGAGUGGGGCAUCUAUGUCCCAAAAUGAUUUAAUCCGGUCAACUAAUGUACAAAAAGAAUUAAAUGUGUUAAUUUUUUAAAACUUACAUUUUUUUUUUUUUAAGAACUGCUGAGAUGUAGGGUUGUAAGACAGCUUAAUGUCAGCUACUAAUGCCGAUUUUUAAAUGUAAAAUAGUUUAUUGAUUUACAUGUUAAGCAUACUUUCAAAUAUGCUUUUUUGAAAUAUUUCAUUUUGUAUUAUAUGAGUGAAAAGACGCAAUAGUUAUUCAUGCGGCUGGCUGUACUGGGGUUGGGAAGAUAAAAAAAAAAGUAAUAGAAGACAAUGGCCAGCUCGGCCGUCUUUUGUCUCCAACUUACUUCGAUGAAAAUAAAUUUAGCAAUGUACAGAUCAUAUUGCAACUUAUUAAAAGUACAUUCUUGGCUCUGGCUUUGUGAUGCACGUUUAUGUGACUAACCCAGUGACAGUGUACAUCAAUCUCUUGCAGCAAGACUCUGUCCUGACCAGUGUCAGCAGCGACACCAAGUCUGGAAGGAAGGCAUCGAGGGCCAUGGGGUCAACCCACAUGGUGGGAGGAUCGUUGUCUGGGUCACUCCCUGGAAUGAUCUACGCCAGCUCAUUUGACCUGAGCUCCACAUUUGCAAAGAACGACUACUUCAGCGACAUCAACCCCCGCAGUAUGAGACGGCUGAUGAACAUAGUAGCGGUUACAGGUAGAUUUUUUUACCUUUAAGUAUUUCUUCAAAUUAGCAGCUGUUAGAUAUAGAACUUUUGUUCUAAGGCUUGUACAAAUCAGCAGCUGUUAGAGAUAGAACUUUUGUUCUAAGGGCUUGUACAAAUCAGCAGCUGUUAAAGGUAGAACUUUUGUUCUUAGUGCUUGCACAAAUCAGCAGCUGUUAGAGAUAAAUCUUUAAUUAUUUUUCUUGAAGUACUUACACAAAUUAGCAGCUGCUUCAUAUAGAACAUUUGUUCUUGACGUUUUUAAAGAGCUCUGUCGCUUGUAGAGAAAUGAUUCCUUCUUGAAGAUGGUAGGGUAACAAGCUGGUGUGUGUGGGGGGGGGAGGUGGGGGUCAGGGUUGGUUUAGGAUCUGUGUGAUUUCAUCCCCCCCCUUUAUUUGCAAGUUUGCCUUGUGUCCUGCCAAGCAGACCAACGAAUCCUUUCAAAUAAAGUAGACCUUACCAAGCCCCAUGUUAUCUGUGUCAAAUGUUAACCUGUCACUUUCCUCCUGUCAGCCCGGCUGUUGAGGGCCUACAACAUAGACUUCAAGUGGCACAGGCUGGCCGCCUGGAUCAACCUGACAGAGCAGUGGCCUUACAGGCUCUCUUGGAUCAUAUACUUUUAUGAAGAGGCUGACGUCAUAGAGAACUCUGCCUCGCUCUACUCUCUGUACAAACGGUGAGCCGCAACUCUAACCACUUUGCCCCGCACCAGGGGUCAUCAAACCUUUUAACUGGGGAGAGGAGGGGGGGGGUGUCACUUUCCCUCAGACACUGUUGAGAGCCGCCCUAUAGUUGAAAACAAUAGAAAUUUGAUAGAAAUCAUAUGCACAUAUUUUCUUUAAUUUAAAAAAAGAAUGAAACACAAUUGAAUCUUUCCAAUGAAGAACUAGAUCUAGUUAAAUCAUUAUACAAUUACUCUUACUUCAGUGUGAACUAUAGGCCAACAUUUGACCAUCUAGAUGGUCAAUGUCACUGCUACCUGGGUACCUGUAAGGUGGCCAUGCAGGUCGGACUAAAGACCCUUGGUGGGCUGAAUCUGGCCCUAUGGGCUGUAGUUUGAGGACCUUAUACAAAAAAUUAUGUUACAAACAUAUUGUCAUGCCAAUCCCUUGUCUGUUGUAUGUUUUAGUAAAGCACCAAGCAUUCCCUCCACAAGUCUCUUGCCCGUUGUAUGCCUAUCAUAACUAGUAUCAUAAAUCAGUCUUUGAAAACUGGUAUUGUUCCAUUCUCUUUUAAAGAGACCGUUGUAACUCCAAUGCUAAAGAAAGCAAAUCUCGACCCAGAUAUGUUGGAAAAUUAUCGCCCCGUUUCAAAUCUACUUUUUGUUUCCAAAAUUUAAGAGAAAUUCGUUCUCCACCAGCUCCUGAACCACCUCUUUCAGUGUGACUAGCUUGAGCCUUUCCAGUCAGCAUACAGGGCGCAUCACUCUACAGAGACAGCUCUGUUGCGAGUCGUAAAUGACCUUCUGUCAUCUUGUGGUGAGGGCCAGGUUUCCCUUUUGUCGUUACUUGAUCUAUCGGCAGCGUUCGAUACGCUUGACCACGGCAUACUUCUCCAGCGUCAGCAAAAAACUUCAGUUUCAGCGAUAACGUCCUGAGAUGGUUCCACUCCUAUAUGACAAAUCGGAGAACGAAUUUCUCUAAUCAGGUCCAACCAGUUAUCGCAAACGGCCUGAUCUCGAGGCAAUCUAUUAUCAAAUUCGGAGUACCCCAGGGCUCGGUCCUAGGCCCGGUGCUUUUCACUAUGUACGUUCAGCCACUGGGUGCAGUGAUCAAGCAGUUUGACAUCCUAUAUCACAUGUUCGCGGAUGAUACCCAACUUCAGCAAUCCAUGAUCCCCUCUCAGUUCCCACAGCUUCUUAGUAUGACACAGAAGGCAGUGGAGUCAGUUAAGCACUGGAUGAACAUAAACAAGUUCAAAUUGAACGAUGAAAAGACCGAACUGAUCCCCAUUGCUAUCGCUCAAAAGCUAAAAUCUGUAAAUAACACAUCAUCCUUUACUCUCUCAGGUAUACAGAUUGAGUUUGCUCAAACAGUGCGAAACGUGGGUGUCUGCUUAGACAGAACACUAACUAUGGAAAAUCACAUUAACAUGCUUUGCAAGGCGAUUUUUCUAGAGCUGCACAGAAUUAGUCAUAUCAGACCUUUCUUAACGUUUGAUGCAUCAAAGAGGCUGAUGUCUGCAUCCGUGUUAUCACGCAUGGACUACUGCAAUGCUCUCAUGGUGGGUCUCCCAGCUACGCUCCUGGAUAAAAUAAAAAAAGCACAGAAUAAUGCGGCUCGCAUUGUUCUUUGCAAACGCAAAUUUGACCAUGCUAAAACACUUCUGAGAGAGUUGCAUAGAGUACAAAAUUUUAACUCUGUGCUACCGCUGCUUGCAUGACCUGGCACCAUCCUAUCUCAAAGUGCUCAUGUACCCACUAGACAACUCCGCUCAUCCGAUAGUGGCAAACUCGCGAUACCACGUGUUCGCCUGGAGACUUAUGAAAGGCACACUUUCGCAUUUGCUGGCCCAACAAUUUGGAACACACUUCCUGACGCUCUCAGAAACAGCCAGACAGUGGAGUCUUUCAAAACCAAAUUGAAAACACAUCUAUUUCGCAAACACCUGUUGGGGUGAUGUUGUCUACCAUCUUUACCAGCUGGCUAUUAUCUCCUAGAUGUAUAUUGACCUGUGUAGUUUAUGGUUGAAAGGGAUGAAAGACUUAGAAUGGGUUUUCUCGUAUGUAGCUUUUGCAAUGUUGUGUUUUGUAUAUCAACAUGCUAUAAUAUAGAUUUUUUUUUAUUCCUCUUUUAAUAUGGCUGACUUUGUACAGCGCUUCGAGCCUUUGGGGAUGAAGCGUGAUUUUCAAAUAAACUUUAUUAUUAUUAUUAUGUUUCAGCAUUGCACCAAGCAUUCCCUCCACCAAAGAACAAGAUCCACUUCUAGAAAUUGACAGAAAUGUCCGCAAACUUGAAGCCAGUUUGACAUCAAAGUCUGGAAAUUUUCCCCUACUGAAUGUGGCAGACUUGAAGAAGUUUCUCCCUUGUACUAUCAACUUGGAUCCUUACCUGCGAAAGUUAAUCAGAGGUCAGUUUUUUGAUACAUUAGGACCCAGGGUUACUUUCAGCUAUAUCCGGGGAAAGCCAAGUGCCCCUCCCCCACCCCCCUUGGAGCAAAAAUAUGUCCAACAAUAAAUCAACUUGCAGAAGUUUCUCCCUUGUACUAUCAACUUGGAUCCUUACCUGCGAAAGUUAAUCAGAGGUCAGUUUUUUGAUACAUUAGGACCCAGGGUUACUUUCAGCUAUAACCGGGGAAAGCCAAGUGCCCCUCCCCCACCCCCCUUGGAGCAAAAAUAUGUCCAACAAUAAAUCAACUUGCAGUGUGCCCCACCCCCAAAAAAAAAUCUGAAGGCCCCCCCCCCCACCCGGGAAAAUUUCUGAAAGACACACUGUUAGGACCUAGAAGACAGGUUUUAAAGAAAUACUUUUAGUAAACCGCCCUGUUUUCAGACGUUUCCCGUACAUAUUUAAAAUUUAUUUAAUUAAAACUCACAUCCAAGAGAGAAAGACUUGCAUCUAGAGCUUAGUAGCAAAUUCUCAAGGAAAUUGGCAUGUACCUUUGGACAGCUAGGCCAACAACGGGCACAGAUGUUACCACUGAAUUCUUUACCCACAUUAGUUGGGCUCAACUCUGUAUGCAAUUGUACUCCAAGUCUCUGAAUCAAAUGACCCCCCACCACACCAUUCAGUACGUCACCUCCCACCACACCAUUCAGUACAUCACCUCCCACCACACCAUUCAGUACGUCACCUCCCACCACACCAUUCAGUACGUCACCUCCCACUACACCAUACAGUAUGUCACCUCCCACCACACCAUUCAGUAUGUCACCUCCCACCACACCAUUCAGUAUGUCACCUCCCACCACACCAUUCAGUACAUCACCUCCCACAACACCAUUCAGUACAUCACCUCCCACCACACCAUUCAGUAUGUCACCUCCCACCACACCAUUCAGUAUGUCACCUCCCACCACACCAUUCAGUACCUCACCUCCCACUACACCAUACAGUAUGUCACCUCCCACCACACCAUUCAGUAUGUCACCUCCCACCACACCAUUCAGUAUGUCACCUCCCACUACACCAUUCAGUACAUCACCUCCCACCACACCAUUCAGUACAUCACCUCCCACCACACCAUUCAGUAUGUCACCUCCCACCACACCAUUCAGUAUGUCACCUCCCACCACACCAUUCAGUAUGUGCACAAUAAACUGAUGGCCUCUCAGCCUUUUCUUAUUAUCCUAGCAUAUAUGGCCACCUCCAAACAUUUACUGUAUUCUAUUUCUUGUUGUGUCUUGUUUUGUCUUUUGCCCUGUCUGCUGAAGAAGACUCUUAGCCAAAACUUUCUCUUUUUGAUGUCCUGUCUUUUCAUUUCACGCUUUCACAUACCUUGUUCAAGUAUUUCCUUAUUAUUCUCAUAUAAUUUGUCAUCUUUUUUUCAAAAUGUGUGCCCCACAGAGACCCAGCACAACAUGGAGCGCCACCAAGCAGAGAUGGCCACCCUUGGGGGUGUCUUUCCCCCCCCACCGCCGCCUGCCAUGUAUGGAAACUUCAUAAGGGAAGCCAACCAAGACCGCACAUCCCUGCUUUCAUCUCCUGCCCGGUACAACUCUGGACAUCAACAGUUGAUGUACGGCAUGUACGGCAAUCAGCAGGCCCUGCCUCUGGCCGCGGCCAUGCACAAUCCCUACCUGAUGCCCUCCUACCUGCAGGGUCAGCAGGCCUUGUAUGCCCAACAGUCAGCCCAGUCCAGCACCAACACGCUGGCCAACAAGUCCAAUGUUAAGACACCUAAAGACUUCUUCACGGUAAGUCUUGCUUUUUUACUUAAAGGCAGCCCAAUAGUUGAAAUAUCAACUGGAGGUUUUCGGAUGUUAAUAUAAUGAAAUUUUUUUAUAUCUUGAAGUCCUCAUUUCAAACAAAACCUCAGCACACUCUUAGUUCAUCAAGUAAUAUCUUCACAUUUGUAGGCAUAUAUUAAAGUUUGGCCCCCUAACCUUUGAACUUGCAUAAAUUCCAGAGGGGUAGAGUCCCCAGUUUGGAAACCACUAUUGUAAAUAAAGAAAAUUAUGUUACAAGAAAAUCCGCCUAAUCAAAUUAAAAUAUGUAUAAAUGGAUUUUCAGUAAGUAACUCAAGUUUUACAUUUUAAAAAAACGUUAUGGUUACCAUGAGUGGUUUGCAGUGGGCAAUAGUUCAUCCUUUGGGAUGGGCAAUAGUUCAUCCUUUGGGAAGUACUGGAGGGCAAGAGUGGUCAGGGUUGAACUACUUACGGGGUCAAUUAUCCAUAUAUUCGGGCAAGCUAUUUUCUUCAAUAGAAUCCUGCUUUAUAACUUUAAAAAAGUAUUUGCCACUCAUUGCUUGGUAAAAAAAAUAAAUCGGAUUUGGACAAUUUUUUUUUUCUUUCUUUUUUCCUAGAAUUACUUUAAACCUGUGUACCUGUCCAAGUGUUCAGUGGAUGAUAUAUGUGAUCUCCUGGCCCGGCUCCGAGGGCUCAGUCCUAACCAUGUGGCUGAAUAUCAGGCCAGCAUCAGGGAGAACAAUGUAUCUGGCCUUGUUCUCACCAUGUGCGACCUCUCUGAACUUCAGCCUGUUGUCAAGAUGAGAUUCGGGGAUUGGCAGCUGUUCCGCAGCGCUGUCCUCUGCCUGAUGGCGGCCGAGAGCCUCACGGAGGUCCAGGAGGAGAGCAAAACUGAUGUGGUGGACACAUCCCAGACUGCCGCCCUCUCACAGUCCAGCUCGGGGAUCAGCUACAGCGAGCACUCGUCGACUCUCAGCAAUAACAAGGUCAGUCGAAGCAUGAGCCUGCAGGAGCCAAACAGCAGCAGUCGGUUCGGACCCAGGACAGAGCUGCAGAAAAUCAGAGAGAGGAAG